ACACCUAUGUUUCCGGGAGCGCGUGCGAGAGUAAACAGAUCAUCCAGUGGUGAAGUCUACGUGUAGAGAUUCUCUAAUGAUCGCCGUGGGAGCUUUUGUUCUGUUUCUAAAGAGGACCAAACCAAGAUAGCCUACGAAUCCAACAAUGAGAUUAGCUGUUAUAUUUUUAUAUUUUGCAUCUUCGUGUCAAACAGUUUUAUUUGUCAAAGGUGGUGCAGGUGUUGGGCGAGCACCUGCAAGUGUUUUUGGAGAACAGGGUCAGAAUGUUACACUUCCUUGCCAUGACCUGGCUGCCAACGUUACUCCAGCGCUGACACAGUGGUUCAAAGAUGGUACCAAUUUGAUCAAACGUAACCACUCUUCAGAACUUAAACCUGUACCAGGCCACUUAACCAUAUUGGACAAUGGGAGCCUGGUUAUCGUUGGGUUAAUGACUAUUGAUGACGGAUUAUAUGAGUGUCAAUGCUCGUCAAAGGACAUAAGCAAGGUUCACAAUCAUACAGGGGUGAUUCUGCAGAUUGUCAGCAGUCCAGAUGAUGUGACCCUGGAUAUCUCACCUGCACAAAAACUCCCAAAUGGAACCCUGUAUGUCCCAAACGGCACCACUGUUCAUUUCAAGUGCACAACACCCUCCGUGUCCUACCCAUCACAGACGUUAUCUUGGAUAUUGGAAUGGGCCAACUCAAGCAGGAGCACUUUAGUUUCUGGCAAUGGGACUCUGGUACAGUUUGAGGACCUGAACAUUUCGCCAACAUAUCAGGGAGAACACAUGUGUUUAGUAGAGAAUACGUUAUCUAAGAAGCAAAUGGGCAAGACUCUACAGCUGUUGGUGUAUUAUCCACCUGAACGUAACCCACAAUGCAGUUGGAGAGAACAGAAUGACUCCUCCAUCAUUACUUUUAUCUGCAGCUGGCUGGGGGGUUACCCUGCGCCCACCUUACAGUGGGAAGACUUGGCCUCAGGUGGGGGGGCAGUGUUCAACUCUACAGAUGACACGGUGGAGGUGACACUGAACAGGAGUCUACUGAGUGAUGGUCAGGAACUUAGGUGCCAAGGGAAGCACGUUGUCAUGAGUGAUGGUGAAGAAAAGUUCUGCCACUUAACCCUGAAGACUCCGUACCCUGAGGGCGAACCACUGGUAACGGUAGUGGAAGGAAGCAAUGUGACACUGACCUGCACCGAGAAGCAGUCUGUCCCUCCUGCCAAAACCAUAUGGCAGAGAACUGUUGCACACCUAGAUGUUAAACCCAGCGCCAAGUAUGUUAUUUCUGACCUGGGGCCCACGUUUAGUCUAACCAUAGUGAACAUCACUAAAGAGGACGAGGGCACUUACUUCUGCAGGAGUGAGAAUCCAGUGGCUGCCCGCGAGUUAGAGAUCUACCUUACAGUCAAGUCCUCAGUGUCCUACACAGGUGGGAUUGUUGGCAUGUUCUUAUCUAUUCUGAUUCUCGGAGUUGGGAUUUGCAUCGGAAUGGCUGCAUACUCAAACCGCCACAGAAUUUGCUUGGGCUACCGGUUUGGUUUUAUGACAGAGGAGAGGAAUGAUGUACUAAAUCUGGUGGAUUCAGAUGAUGAAGAGAUAUUUCAGGAUGCAGUGCCUCAGUUGCCAGCCUUGUCAAAUGGACACUCCACAACACUAGUGGAGAUUCAUCGGAUCCCAUCCAGUGAUCAUGAAGACCAAGAAAACACACAAGGAUCUCAAGAAAACCGAGAUGCUAUUAUUGUGGCAGAAUAGAAGAUUGAAGAGUUACAUUAUACAUAUUGUAAAUAUUUCCAUGGACAUUAAUCCAAUCUGAGGAGUUUGUGAAUUGAUUGCUAUGGAACUUUAACCUUAAUGUAGGCCUACUUUUUACAUAAACUUUUCUUUUAUGUAGACCUACGUUUUAAUUAUUUGAACAGCAGUAGCAUAUAGAUGGGUGAUAUGAGUGUAGGGUGGAAUCUCAGGAAGAAAGGUUUUUGUAAAAAAAAAAAAAACAUGUAUUAUGACAAAAUAGUCUAGCAUUGAGUAUCCUGUUGCCUAUCCGAUAUCAAAAUACGGCCUACGAAUUAGACUUGUCUAAAAUGAAGAGAAACUAUUAUAAUUUGGCACCACAGGUGGUUUUAAUAGUGUGUAUGGGUGUUACGUAGUAUUGAAUGUUUGAUAUGUUUGAAUGCAUGUAUAUAAUGAUAUGUAUAUAUUUUGUUUUGUAGUCAGUGUUACUAUUAGGAUUGCAGUAGUUUGUGGCAUGGUAAGUAAAGUUGUAGGCUAUUAACAGCAGAGACUUUCUAAUGAGGAGAUACAGCACUCAAAAGAUCUCCCGUAGAAAUGUAUGGGGUUAGUUCGUAAUGCAAACAAGGCAGUCGUCUACACUUCUGCCCCUUCCGCCGCCAAAACUUGACAUGUGAAUACAUCCUGCCAAUCAUGUGUUGGGAUCUCGCAGCUGGAGUGAGGUUGAUGUGUCGUGAUUCAUGAAGCGCACACGCAGUUCUGCCUGAAAUAGAUGCCCGAUAAGUGCCCAAAAAGCGUGACAAUAUGGCCGCCGAGUGGAGGGACUUGCCUAAAAGGACUAUGUUAAUAGUCUAUGGGCCCAGACCAAAAAAAAACCUACUUAGAUCAAGACAAAUGAGUUGCUUCUUAAGGAUUUACCAAGAAUAAAUAACCUAUUCAGUAAGAAUAACAUAUUGUUGAAUGAAUAAAUAAAUAAAUGUACUUAAAACUAAUAAAUGUAUAAUGACACUUAAA
Messenger RNA from Alosa sapidissima (American shad), 2722 nucleotides. RefSeq names its product V-set and immunoglobulin domain containing 10 (gene vsig10). Gene Ontology annotation, molecular function: cell adhesion molecule binding. Gene Ontology annotation, biological process: cell-cell adhesion. Lineage: Eukaryota; Metazoa; Chordata; Actinopteri; Clupeiformes; Clupeidae. Gene Ontology annotation, cellular component: cell-cell junction. The record is from RefSeq and is a predicted model, not a curated record. The transcript has 10 exons. Bases 146 to 1735 code for a protein of 529 amino acids.